CAGCAGAUGGCACUGUGCUCAAUACGGGUAAAACACUGACCAGUAUGAUGGUAUAGAUUCUGCAUCAGUUUAAUCCCUUGACUUCAUCCACAACAGAGUUAGUCACAGGACUUUAUAUUAAAUAGUUUCAGUAGAAGGGACUCUCGACGGAGCCGUGUUCAUGGUGCGGUUUUCAUAACUUCAUUCUUUAGGAUGAAGAAUGUAAAGAUUUUACAUCUGCUGCUCUUUUUGGUGUUCCUGCAUGCCUGCUUUGCACGUGCAGAUUUUGCACCCUAUUUCUACGACAAUGGACCCUACAGCCACAACGGGAACCUGGCACUGUUCAGCCUCUCAGAGGACACGGCUGUCGGCACACAGAUCUACAGUCUCAAUGGCACAGACCCCGAAGGCCAGGAGGUGAGGUACGGCAUUUCCUUCUAUCCAGGCUCCAAAGAAUACUUCAGGGUCGACCCCGUUUCCGGGAACAUCACACUAGUGGAACAGCUGGACAGAGAGAAACAAGACUCUAUUGACGUCCUUGUCAGCAUCACAGAUGGACGAAGCAAGGUUGUGGAAAGAGUCACAAUAUUCGUAAUGGACGCGAACGACGAAAAACCAGAUUUCCAAAACAUGCCGGCAAUCAUUGACGUACUGGAAACAACAGAGUCCGGCAGCAGCAUCUUCAAAGUGGAGGCGGUGGACAGGGACACAGGCUCAGGUGGCUCAGUCACCUACUACCUCCAGAAUCCUCAGCCCGCUUUGUUUGCCAUCGACAGGCACAGUGGUGUCCUACGUAUCAAAUCUGGGGAAAUGUUGGACUAUGAGAAGACAAAGACACAUUUUGUCACUGUCGUUGCAAAGGAUGGUGGUGGUAAUUUUAAUGGCAAGGAGCAGUUCAUGUCGUCAUCGGCGACCCUGACGAUCAAUGUGAUCGACGCGCAGGACACUCCGCCGUCUUUCAUUGGCACGCCGUACUUUGGCUACGUUUAUGAAAUCUCAGUGCCGGGAUCUGAAAUAUUCACUGUUUCAGCCAAAGAUGGUGAUGUGGGAAACCCCAAUCCCAUACGUUAUUCCUUUGAAGAAGGUGACGAUGGUGUUUUUCACAUCAAUAAGACAAGCGGUUGUAUCACCCUGCUGACUCUGCCCAUUUAUCUGAAGAGAGAAAUCUUCAACAUUAAAGUCAAGGCAUCCGAAGUCAGUCCUGAAGGCAGACUCCUGGACUACGGGGUGGCUACGGUGGUGAUCCGAGUGGUGGACCUGAACAAUAACCCACCUACAUUCUACGGAGAGAAAGGCCCACAGAACAUGUUUGAGUUGACCAUGUAUGAGCAUCCACCAGAGGGAGAGAUACUCCGGGGGCUGAAAAUCACUGUCAAUGACUCCGAUCAGGGUGCCAAUGCUAAAUUCAACCUGAGGCUGAUCGGUCCAGGGAGGAUGCUGCGGGUCGUCCCUCAGACUGUUCUCAAUGAGGCCCAAGUCACAAUCUUAGUAGAAGACUCCGCUGCCAUGGACUACGAGAAAAACCACUUUCUCACAUACAAGCUUCUUGCAGUCGAGAUCGACACACCCGAGAGAUUCAGCGCCACCGCCGACAUCGUCAUUCACCUGCUGGACACCAAUGACAACGCUCCCAGAUUCUCCUCCGAUUAUUACAUCGCCAGAAUUCCAGAAAACUCACCCGGCGGCUCCAACGUGGUUUCAGUCACGGCUACAGACCCAGACUCAGGACCUUGGGGUGAAGUGAAGUACUCCAUCUAUGGAUCAGGGGCUGACCUGUUCCUGAUCCAGCCUGCAUCUGGGAUCAUCUACACACAGCCGUGGGCCAGCCUGGAUGCAGAGGUGAGAUCCAAGUAUAACUUCUAUGUGAAAGCAGAGGACACGGAGGGGAAGUACAGCCUGGCUGAAGUCUUUGUGACGGUGCUCGACCUGAAUGACCAUCCACCUGCGUUUAACGACAACUUCCUCGAGACGACUAUGGUGAUCGGAGCACCCGUGAAAAUAGAGGCUGUGGACGACGAUGCGGAAAUACCCAACAACGUCAUCGAGUACGCCAUCAUGAAAGCUGAUCCGGACAACAACAUCUUCGACAUCAAUGCUGACACGGGGGAGAUCGUGCUCAAGUCCUACAUCAAGUCGAUGGCCAUCAUUCAGAACAUCACCAAGCAGAGAGACUGCACGUGGUCGCUGGUGGUGCAGGCCCGCGACCGGGGCCAGCCGUCCUUCAGCACCACGGCAGUCGUCAAGAUCGACAUCACUGAAGCUACCCAACUCAAGGGGGGGCCUUUGGGAUCAUUUUUGAUGCACAAUAGAAACAAGCCUUUGCAAAUCCUAGGCAUGCUUGGGGGUUUCAUUGUUUUCAUGGUCAUAGUCACGGUCAUCAUCUCCACUGCAACAUUCUUGCGCAACAAAAAGUCCAACCGGAUCCUGCCCAACCGCCGCGUGAGGAGGAGGAAACAGCAUCCCUGGAACCUCAAGAACCCCUUCAAGAAACCCGAAAACCCCGGAGUGAAAUUCAGAGUGGAGGAGGACGAGCGGGAGCCAGAGGUCGUCGUGGAGAACGUCAACUGUAACAAUAAUGUCCCCAGUGUUGUGAGACAAUGGCCCCCACCUCCGCCGCCCUUCGCCCCGUCUCUGCCCCCUCCGCCGCCACCCUACAUCCCGGGGGAGAGGCAUUGGGCGGUGCCCACCGUCUCGGCAACGGUGGCAGGGAAACCCAAAAAGAAGCCAGUGGGAACCAGAGAGGACACUGUGAACAAAGCGCUGGUCUCAGAGCUCAAGAUGAGACUCGAGCAGAAGAGGAUGAAACAUCACUAGUGCUGGGAAGGUAGCACUUUAUACUAGGGUGCACAUAUUAACCUUUGACUAGUCUCUCAUUGGCAAGGAAAUAGUAGCAAAAAGUUGGCCGCUUAUUAGUCUUUAUAAACCAAUUUAAAGGCUCAUCAUGCAUGGCCAUAUUCUACAACUACGAGCCCAUUAAACCCACAUUCCAAAAUGACAUCCUGCUCAUAACUAAUUCACCAGUAGUUUUACUUUUGUUGACCGCCAGAUUAACACUAGCUAACAAACAUUAAUGGUGGUAAUGCCAGCAAUGCUAGCAAGCUGACAUUACCGUUGCUGACAUUAGUUAGCAUUAAGAAACCUACUUGCUACCAACAAGCAGUAAACUGGAGGUUAUUGAGCGACAAAUCUGAGGUAAUGUGGCCGAGUGGUUGUAGAAUACAGUCGUGCAGGAUAAAGGGAUUAAUGAGUGCUUUAUAAAGGCUAAAAGAGAGUCAAUAUGCUACUAAUAAACAUGUUAAUAAGCAACUUGUUAAUGGUUAAUAUGUGUACCCUAAUAUAAAGUGUUACCACUUCACAAAACCUUCUCAUCCCAAAGUCCAUUUAGUAGCAGUUCUGGAGCUUUCAUUCCGCAAAUCUGUCAUUACUGAUGUUCAAAUUGUGGUUGUUUUUGAUGUAUGAACAAAUGGAAAUGUUGAAACAGAAUUUUAAACUUCCACGCAUCUACUUCAAGACAAUGAGCUCCAGAAUGAAACUCCACUGAUGGACCUUGAGGUGGUAUUGUUUUGUCAACUGAUGUUUCCAAGUACAUGAGUGAACUUUGAAACUCUGUGUGUGUGUGUGUGUGUGUGUAUGUGUGUAUGUGUUUUCAAAAAGGUUAAUUAUUCCACAUGUAUCAGUCAUUUUCAUGUGAUGGUGAAAAAAAAUUCAUGUGUGUCCUCGUUCAGAUCACGUUUUGAAUUCACGACCUUUCAUCAUUUGUUUCCGGUUGAAGUGUCUGUGUUUGUAACAGAUAAGUUCCACCUUUUGAACCGUUUGUUGACACACUGGCGGCUUAAAGUUCCUCAGCCGAGAUCCCUUGUCGGGAAGGAAGUUGUCCAGAUUCCGACAAGAAGAGAGAGACUGUUUAUUUGGAAUCCAACCAAGCUCCUUACACGGGAUUUCAUGACACUUGGACUGACUAAAGAGAUCAGCCUGAGGAGAGGGAACCAAAGUGAUCACGUUAGGAGGACCUUUAAUCCGUCUGCGCAGGUGUAAAGCACUGUCUGGUGUCUUGUUUUGCAAGACUCUUGCUUGUUCAGUCACAAGUCACGUUACAUUUAAUCAAGACUGUGUGUCAUUUCAUUAUGACAGUAUAUGUGGUGGUUUACCGUCAAAAGAACACUUGUCAGGAUUUUAAUACCAAUAAAGUAACGGCAUUUGUAAUUUC
Molecule: messenger RNA, 4186 nt
Organism: Acanthopagrus latus (yellowfin seabream)
Lineage: Eukaryota; Metazoa; Chordata; Actinopteri; Spariformes; Sparidae
Gene: cdhr1a
Product: cadherin-related family member 1a
Exons: 18
Coding region: 193-2793 (866 amino acids)
Biological process (GO): homophilic cell-cell adhesion
Cellular component (GO): plasma membrane
Molecular function (GO): calcium ion binding
Source: RefSeq, a predicted model, not a curated record